AUGUCACAGAAGUCACCUGGCGAGACACUCUCUGGUUGGGCGGGCAUCGAGGACCACCUCAUGACCAACGAUAUUGGAGAGAUGGAAGACUACGCCGAUGACAUUGACACCCUGCUUGUUUUCGCCGGUCUGUUUUCGGCCAUCCUCACUGCAUUCCUUGUCCAAACCUAUCCCAUGCUUCAAGUUGACAACACGGACACGACCAACCAACUCCUCGCCAUUGGUGUAGCUACGCAGCUGCGCACUGCCGGCACGAUCAUCACCGACACCCUGAACCAGACCCUUGCGACAUUCUCCGAUGCGCUCUCCGCACCAUUCUUACCUUCCGCCGCUGUCCGCUGGAUCAACGUCUUGUUUUUCCUCAGUCUCAUCUUCAGCCUCGCCGCUGCUCUGUUCAGCAUCCUGGCCAAGCAGUGGAUCCGCGAAUACCUCAAGUGGAACUCGCCGCUCGCUCUGCCACGCGAGAACGUCCUCGUCCGUCAGCUCCGCAUCGAGGCCUGGGAGGACUGGCAAGUGUCGGCCGUUCUCUCGUCCAUUCCCAUCCUCCUCGAGUUCGCUAUGAUUCUCUUCCUCGCCGGUGUCGUCAUCCUUCUGUGGACCCUC
Phanerochaete carnosa HHB-10118-sp is the source of this 603-nucleotide messenger RNA. RefSeq lists its product as uncharacterized. NCBI's taxonomy places the organism in Eukaryota, Fungi, Basidiomycota, Agaricomycetes, Polyporales, Phanerochaetaceae. The annotation marks the transcript as partial. The transcript has 2 exons. The record is from RefSeq and is a predicted model, not a curated record.